GGUAAAAUCACUUUAGGGGCAUAGAGAUGUGACGUAUUGUAGAUAUAAUAUACCUAUCUUAUGUUAUUCAUACAAAUUCAAAAAAUAAGCUUAUAAAUCUUUGAAGUUAAACUAUAUAUCAUCCUAUAAACAAUACUAUAAUACGCAAAUCUCAGGAACCUACUGUUUUUACCACGGGAAAAAAUGAUUGAGGUAUAAAUACAUAUAUUAUAUUAACAGUCAUUCCCGUGUUAUCAGCACCUUAUCAGCCGCACGAUCGAAGACUCUCUUAGUCUCUCUUCUGAUUAGAUCCGCGAUCUGCCGUCCCUUUCUCUCGUUGCACACUGCGCCCUGCCCCCAGCCCUCAGUCUGUCCCUUUCCAGCUGCUUAUCUCGCUGCGUUGUGCCAUUGCUUCUUAUCGGUGCGAACGAGACGCAAGCGGAACUCUUCAAGGGGGUGAGCAGUUGGGAAAGCUGCGCGCCUGCUCGAAAUACCAGUUGGGGACUUUUCCCAUGUGCUCGCAUGCAAUUUCCAAUUGGAAUGGGCACCACCGCCGCUGGAGCCACUGGAGGAGCAGUGGAGCCAUUUGGCCGCGGAGCUGGAGCACCGGAGGCGGUUGGAACGUUGUGGAACCUACAACCUAAGCGACCAGCACUAUUUCGCAGUUCCGUGCGUUUUUUUGUGAGCGGAUCUGCUCAAAUUUUGUCCGCAGAGCAGCAGGCGCUCAGCGACGGCCGACGCAGACUCGCUCACUUCGCCGCCGUCCCCCUUUUUCUGGUUGGACUUUUUUGUCUGUGUGAAAGCGGCGGCAAGAACCGUUCGCGUUGGCGUCAGCGUCGCCGCCAGUUCUGCGCCCUUGGCUUGAAACAAGCUAGAUACAUUUCUUACGACUGA
Messenger RNA from Drosophila biarmipes, 873 nucleotides. RefSeq lists its product as uncharacterized. NCBI's taxonomy places the organism in Eukaryota, Metazoa, Arthropoda, Insecta, Diptera, Drosophilidae. The transcript has 2 exons. The record is from RefSeq and is a predicted model, not a curated record. The coding region runs from base 502 to 873 and encodes 123 amino acids.